AUGGCAGUGAACGUGACACCGAUCCGAGACACAAAGUGGUUGACUUUGGAGGUCUGUCGAGAAUUCCAGAGGGGUACGUGCUCACGGCCGGACAAUGAGUGCAAGUUCGCCCACCCCGCCAAGAGCUGCCAAGUGGAAAACGGCCGAGUCAUCGCCUGUUUUGACUCGCUCAAGGGCCGCUGUUCAAGGGAGAAUUGCAAGUACCUUCACCCCCCUCCCCAUCUGAAGACCCAACUGGAGAUCAACGGAAGGAACAACCUCAUUCAGCAGAAGAACAUGGCCAUGUUAGCCCAGCAGAUGCAGAUCGCAAAUGCCAUGAUGCCUGGCACUCAGCUGCAACCCGUGCCCAUGUUCUCAGUCUCGUCCGGUCUGGCAACCAACGGCAACGGUGGCGCGGCUGCGGCGUUUAACCCUUACCUCGGCCCGGUUUCGCCCGGCCUGAUGCCCGCCGAGAUUCUGCCCAGCGCUCCGGUACUGCUCACCAGCAACACCACUGUCCCUGUCCCAGUCACCACAGCGGCGCAGAAACUGAUGAGGACGGAUAGACUGGAGGUCUGUCGGGAAUACCAGAGGGGCAACUGCACCCGUGGCGAGAACGACUGUCGCUUCGCACAUCCGUCCGACAGCACCAUGAUAGACACCAACGAUAACACAGUCACAGUGUGCAUGGACUACAUCAAGGGCCGCUGCUCUCGGGAGAAGUGCAAGUACUUCCACCCGCCAGCUCACCUACAGGCCAAAAUCAAAGCGGCCCAACAUCAAGUUAACCAGGCAGCGGCCGCUGCGGCCAUGACUCAGUCAGCUGUCAAAUCACCGAAGCGGCCCUUCGACCCAGCUUUUGACCUGGGGCUCCCUCCCGUCCUGCCCCCUUUACCAAAGAGACCCGCACUUGAAAAAGCCAACGGUGCCACCACAAUGUUCAACACCGGUGUAUUCCAGUACCAACAGGCCCUAGCCAACAUGCAAUUCCAGCAGCAGGCUGCCUUCAUCCCGUCGGGCUCGAUAUUGUGCAUGACGCCUGCAACAAGUGUUGUACCCAUGAUGCACGGUGCUACUCCAGCCACUGUGUCUGCAGCCACCACAUCUGCCACAAGUGUUCCCUUUGCAACCGCCUCUGCCAAUCAGGUUUGCUCUUCUUUUCUUCAAUUGAUUCCGAUAAUAUCUGCGGAUCACCUGAAUAGUCACAAAUACGUGACCCAGAUGUAG
Nerophis lumbriciformis (worm pipefish) is the source of this 1206-nucleotide messenger RNA. Lineage: Eukaryota; Metazoa; Chordata; Actinopteri; Syngnathiformes; Syngnathidae. The record is from RefSeq and is a predicted model, not a curated record.